Molecule: messenger RNA, 1486 nt
Organism: Raphanus sativus (radish)
Lineage: Eukaryota; Viridiplantae; Streptophyta; Magnoliopsida; Brassicales; Brassicaceae
Product: nuclear pore complex protein NUP54
Exons: 9
Coding region: 162-1316 (384 amino acids)
Biological process (GO): protein localization to nuclear inner membrane; NLS-bearing protein import into nucleus; nuclear pore organization
Cellular component (GO): nuclear pore central transport channel; nuclear pore
Molecular function (GO): structural constituent of nuclear pore
Source: RefSeq, a predicted model, not a curated record
ACAAAACCCUAAAAAAAAAAAAGCAGAUGACGCACGGAAGCCAAGGGGCUGGGAAUAUCGUCGAACACUUGGGCUGCAUUUAAAAGUUUUCCGAGUGGCGCCUUUAGCCUAAAACCCUCUCUCUCUUCACUACUCAGAUCUAACUAACCUCUCUCAUUCCAAUGUUCGGCACUCCGUCUUCCUCGCCGGCGUUCGGAACUCCGUCCUCCACGCCGAUGUUCGGCUCGUCUUCAUCCCCCGCCUUCGGCACUCCUCCGCCGUCGAUGUUCGGUACGCCGUCAUCCACGCCUGCCUUCGGUACACCGUCGUCCACGCCGGCGUUCGGUACCCCGUCGACAUCUUCCUUCGCCUCCGGAGGAUUCGGCACCUCACUUUUCUCCACUCCGUUCUCAUCCCAGCAGCAGCAACAACAGCAGCAGCAGCAGACCUCGCCGUUCCAGCAACAACCGGCGGCAUCUUCUGGCUUUGGUUUUCAGUCGCCGUUCAACACGAUGCAGCAGACGCCGCAAUUGACUACUCAGAUGGCUCCCGUUGCUCCGAUUCCUUUCUCCCUCGCCGAUCGUGAUAUCCAGGCUAUCGUCGAAGCGUAUAAGGAAGAUCCGACGAAUCCUAAGUAUGCGUUUAAGCAUCUUUUGUUCAGUGUGACUGAACAGCAGUACCGUGUGAAGCCUGCAGCUGUAUCAGAUAUAAUGUGGGCGGAGGCCAUGAGCAAACUUGAAGGCAUGGAUUCAUCAGAAAGAGAGCGCCUAUGGCCUCAGCUUGUGCAAGGUUUUAAAGAUCUUUCUCAGCGCCUUAAGCUACAAGAUGAAGUUCUCGUAUCAGAUAGGGAAAGAAUCAAAACUACGCAGAGCAAUGUUAAAAUGCUUCAGAGACACUUGCAAGCACAUACCUUUCCAUCUAUUGAAAGGUUAAGACAGAAGGAGCAGAAUCUUCAAAGACGCAUGUUGAGGGUGAUGAGGAUAGUAGAGGGCUUAGAGGGGAAGGGUUUCCGGUUACCCUUGACAAAAGGAGAGGCCGAACUGAGUGAGAAGCUAACUGGAAUAACAAGACAGGUGAAAGGUCCUGGAGCAGAGCUUUCAAGGAGGGUGCAAAGUCUGCAGACAAUAUGUCGCGCUCAAGCAAAUUCCUUUUCUGCGGGUAGUUCCAUUUAUCUCCCGGGUUCUACUAAAAUAGACGAGCAGAGCCUGGUUGAUAUGCAGGAGGUAUUACAACAGGAGACAGAAGCAAUAGGAAGGCUUGGGAACGUAUUGAAGCGAGACAUGAGGGAUAUGGAAAUCAUGGUGGCCGAAGAUACAGAAAUGACCGAGGACACGUAGAUGUCUACUAUUGGAUUCGCAAAAGGCUUUUGGACUUUGACAUGUACUUUAGUAGCUGAGCUAUAAAAUCUCAAUGUAUUGUGUGAUUUCUCUUUCAUUAGUGUUCUAAAAUAGAGUGUAAUCUUCGGACAUGAUUCAGAGGAUUAGUGAAGAAACGUGCACUUUCUCAA